AUGUCAAGACUUCCAAAAUUACGCCCACAGGCUUACUUCCAACCAAUUGCUCAGACAGCAAGACCAAUUCCAUACUCAUCUCGAACACGUUUUAUGAAAAUUGAGCUCGAAUCAAAAGAUAUAUCUUAUGAAGAGAUCUUAGACUUGAAGAAAAAGAAAGCAUUCUUAGAAAUAGAACUCCAAAAUAUAUCUGCAAAGCUUUCUAGAUCAACAAAUCCAAGAAAUCAAACUGUACAGACAAAAACGAAUAAUUUGUAUAUGGAAUCACUAGCGAGACAAGUAAAUUCCAUGAAUUACAUAGCAAAGCAGAAACGACAAGAUAUACGAAAACUCGAAAAAUCUGAUCUUGCAGCUUCGAUUGCAGAAUUGGAAGAAGAAACGAAUAUAUUUUUCCUUGAAAUAGAAAGAUUAGAAAAAGAGAAGAAAGAUAGUGCAAGAGAUUUAGCUCAAAUUUCACAGAAAGCUGAUAUCUUAUUAACAGAGUAUUCAGAUGAUAACUUUGAGAAGUUAGAGCAAUCGAUCGCAGCAUUGCAAAGACAAAUAGAGAUAGAAAAGAAGCAAAAUUCAGAGUUAGAAAAUAAAAUUAAACAAAUUAAAGAAACAAACGAUUUUAUAGCAAAAACACGUGGCCAUCCAGAACUUCAAAAAGAGAUUAGAGAAUUACAACAGCAGGUAAAAGCUAAGCAAAAAGAAAUUCAUGAUCAUCAAGAUAUAAUAGAUGAAAUCUCAUUUUACUAA
This is a messenger RNA of Trichomonas vaginalis G3, 738 nucleotides long. RefSeq lists its product as uncharacterized. Lineage: Eukaryota; Parabasalia; Trichomonadida; Trichomonadidae. The transcript has a single exon. The record is from RefSeq and is a predicted model, not a curated record. The coding region runs from base 1 to 738 and encodes 245 amino acids.